AUGGAGGCCGCGGUCGCCCACGCUCCACCUGCUCCGGCCCUGCGCCGCUCGCUCACCCUCAGCCCCACGCCCGCCGUCCGGCCGGACCCAAAACCCUGGCAGGGGGUAGUGCUCUCGGCGAGGCGCCAGUCGAACGCCGUCAGGUGCGAGCGGUUCCGGCGCCCGGAGGCGCGCCUGCGCGCGGCCGCCGCGGCGCAGCCGGGUGGUGCUGACGCGGCAGCGGCCGGGAGGAGGAAGCGGCUGGCGGUGUUCGUGUCCGGAGGGGGAUCCAACUUCCGGGCGAUCCACGAGGCCGCGCUGGGCGGGGCCGUGCACGGGGAUGUCGUCGCGCUUGUCACCGACAAGCCAGGUGAGGGAAACUGCACCCCCGCGAAGCUGCCCACGCUGGGAUACAGUGUAGACUUUGUUCUUCUUGCUGGUUACUUGAAGCUUAUACCCGCUGAAUUGAUCCAGGAAUACCUGAAGUCCAUAUUAAAUAUUCAUCCUUCUCUCCUUCCGGCAUUCGGAGGCAAAGGUUUUUAUGGUUCAAAGGUGCAUACAGCCGUUAUUGCCUCUGGAGCAAGAUACUCAGGUCCAACCGUACAUUUUGUGGAUGAGCACUAUGAUACUGGGAAAACGUUUGCCCAGAGGGUUGUGCCUGUGUUUGCGGAUGACACUCCUGAGUCAUUGGCUGCAAGAGUCCUUCAUGAGGAGCAUCAAGUUUAUGUUGAAGCAGUUGCUGCUUUGUGCGAGGACCGCAUUGUAUGGAGGGAAGAUGGUGUCCCACUUAUCAAAAGUCGGAUAAAUCCUGAUGUGUACCUCUAA
This is a messenger RNA of Miscanthus lutarioriparius, 804 nucleotides long. Lineage: Eukaryota; Viridiplantae; Streptophyta; Magnoliopsida; Poales; Poaceae. The record is from the annotation of a GenBank genome assembly.